UGUCACGGCACUCUCGAACACCACCAUUCAGGACCAAACAUCAUGUUCUUGAAUCUGACAAGGCUAUCCAAAGACAUUUUGUAAGCAAUUCAGACCAACUGUGGCCAAUCCUACUAGCCACACCAGGGAAGCACACGUGUAGAAUGCUCAUCUCCAGUUAUCAUGCACGCAGCACGCCAACUCAACCGAAGCCCAUUAUGGCCCGUCCAUAUUUGAACCUCAAGCGAAAGUCUUCCAAACAUCCUCUGGAUCACGUAUCAGCGUUCCCCGCCCGUCCUCCUCGGCUACGGUUCGAGUGAUUGUGCACCCCUCUCUUGAACACCUGGUUUGGUCAAUCGGUGCAGACAACGUGUAGCCUCGAUGCCCAAGAUGAAAAGAAAAUCACCGAACAACGCCUUCGAGGAAUUAAAGGCGUGCAUCCCACACCGUCCAUCCACCCGCUUGCAAAAAAAAUAGCUUCGCCUUUGGAAGAUUCUUUUUGAGCGGCUCGGUGCUAGAAUACGCAAUCACCUUUUCCAGGCGCGAAGUUUGAGGCCUAGAGAGAGGGAGAGAGAGAGAGAGAGACAGAGAGAGUGUGUGCGUAAAGAGAGGACGACGUUUGCACCGACCGGGAGCCAGAUUUCACCUAUCCUUUUGCAAGUGCCAAGAAAGUACGUGGAAGAAGCGAAGGAGGAAAGGAAGCAGAAACAGAAAGAUCCGGACGGGAAAGGAAAGGAAAGGAAAGCAAAGCAAGGACCCGAGCAUCUACCGCCAUGAAGCUGAUCUAUCAUCCCUUCUCGCCCUUCUCCCGGAAGGUGUACAUGCUCGCCCUGGAGCUGAACCUCGCCUCGUCGAUCACGCUGCAGAAGGUCGUCGUGGCGCCCGUCUUCUACCCAGGCUGGUCGGACAACAACCUGGACGUGUCGGCGGCGGGCAACCCGCUGGGCAAGAUCCCCGUGCUGGUGGUGGACGACUUCGCCGAUGACGACGGCGACGGCGACGGCAACGAAGGCGACGAGGGCAAGAAACCGGUCGGCAUCUUCGACUCCAAGUUCAUAUGCGAGUACUUGCUGUCGCGGGCCGGGCGGGACGACGGGCAGGGCAAGUCGGCGCGGACGCGGUGGCUGGAGAAGAGCGUGCACGGCGCGUGCGACGGCAUGGCCGACGCCGAGAUCCUCGUCGCGUACGAGCAGCGCCUGCGCGCCGACAAGGGCCUGCUGUACCAGGCCUGGGUCGACGGCCAGCGCGAGAAGGUCACGCGCGGCUUCCGCUUCCUCGACGCCGUCGCCGCCGCCGCCACCGCCACCGCCAGCGGCCUCCUGCGCCCCGCCCGCCCGGACCGCCCCGCCAGCGUUGCGGAGAUCGCCGCCGCGACCACCUGUGCCUUCUUCGACCUGCGCGACUUCCCAUGGAGACCCCUCGCGCCCAGCCUCGAGGCCUGGUUCGAGCAGUGGAAGUCCCGGCCCAGCUUCGAGCUCACCCCGCCCACCGCGCAGCAUUGGUUUCCGCCACCGGCCGCCGAGCGCCUGUAGUCGCUGCUCCGCCCUCUCUCUCCGUUCUUCCAUCUCGACAGCUGCGCCAGGGACGAACUUCUUUCUCUCCUCUUAAUUCCUGAUCGGUGAUCCCUGUGCAGUGGAAGCUUCUGCUCAUCGCAUAUUCUCAUACCAACUGUUUUUCCCCAAGCUCUUCAGCUCGUCCGUUCAUCUGACCUAAUUGUCAUCUUUUGACAUCCUCACCCCAAGGUACUCUUCACUUCGCAGCCACCCCCAAAAGAAGAAAGGAAGAAAAAAAAAAGGAAAAGGAAAAGGAGAAAGCAAUAUCCUCCACGGACGCAAAGAAGAGAGGACAAAGGGCGUGGUAUCCACAAGGUACUGUUAUUACGUCUGGGCAAUGGUAUCGUAAGCUAUCUACAAAUAAAGGCUAGAAGAGUAGUGGAUUGUGGCUUGGUGUGUUAAGAGUAUGCGGUGUUAAAACCUAGAAGUGCCGCUUCGCGCGCUCCCGUCUCUCACUGUUUCUCUCUCUCGCUCUCCCAGCUCCCCCUUGCUACGUUCUUUCCCGCUCACUUUCUCUCCAUUCAUACUCUCCUCAAAUGGCAGUUGUUAAAUGUACUCCGUUU
Molecule: messenger RNA, 2095 nt
Organism: Verruconis gallopava
Lineage: Eukaryota; Fungi; Ascomycota; Dothideomycetes; Venturiales; Sympoventuriaceae
Exons: 2
Coding region: 753-1511 (252 amino acids)
Source: RefSeq, a predicted model, not a curated record